GCAUCAUGCCCCCCCCCCGCCCGCCCCUUGCGCAGCGCCGCCCUCCUCCUCUCCAUCACCCUCCUGGCCCAAAGCCGCCCCCACCCCUCCCCUCGCCUCCCCGGCCCCUUUUUCCCCCCUCCCCAAAUCCCUUCCUCCUCCUCUUCCUCGCCGCCGGACGAAGUCCUGAAGGAGCUGGAGGAGCUGGGGAGGCUGCGAGCGGAGGCCAAGCGGGACCGGGAGCGAGGAGGAGGAGGAGGCCGAAGCUGGGCCAGCGCCCGGCAGCUGCGGCAGCAGCAGAGCCUGGAGCAGCGGCUGCUGGAGCGGCGCUACCAGGAGCUGGCCGAGAGCCGGCGGCAGGCCCAGGCCGCCCGCAAGGCCGCCGCCGAGGAGGAGCGCCUGGCCGACCUGGCCUCCGACCUCCUGCUGCGCUACCUCCUCCACGGGCCCGCCGCGGCUGCCCAGGAUAAGAGGUCGGAGGAGGAGGAGGAGGAGGAGGAAGAGGAGGAGGAAGGGGGGGAGGUGGGAGAGGUUGGAGGAGAGGGGGGGAGAGGUGGGGAGAGGGGCGGCGUGGGGAGGGCGAGCGCCGGGGGCGAGGCGAUCUCCAUGAGCAAGGCGAUCCCGAUGGGCAAGGCGACCCCAAUGGGCAAGGCGACCCCGAUGGGUAAAGGGUUCUCGAUGGGCAAGAAGAUCCCAAUGGGCGAGGAGGUCCCAAUGGGCAAGAUGAUCCCCAUGGGUAAGGAGAUCCCCAUGGGCAAGGAGAUCCCCGUAGGCAAUGGGUUCCUCAUGGACAAUGAGAUCCCCAUGGACAAUGAGAUCCCAAUGGACAAUGAGAUCCCCAUGGCCAACGAGGUCCCCAUGGCCAACGAGGUCCUCAUGAACAACGAGAUCCCCAUGACCAAUGAGAUCCCCAUGGCCAACGAAGUCCCCAUGGCCAAUGAGAUCCCCAUGAACAACGAAGUCCCCAUGGCCAACGAGAUCCCCAUGGCCAACGAGAUCUUCAUGGGCAAGAAGAUCCCCGUGGGCAACAGGAUCUUCAUGGGCAAGAAGAUCCCAACGGCCAACGAGGUUGCCAUGGCCAACGAGGUGCCUGUGACCAACGAGAUCUCCAUGCGCGGUGACAUCUCCGUGCGCGGCGACGUCCCCCGGCGUGGCAAGAUGCCGACACGCAGCGGUGUCCCCAUGCGUGGCGAUGUCCCCAUGCGUGGUGACAUCUCCAUGCGUGGCGGGAUGCCGAUGCGCGGUGACGUCAUCUCCAUGCGCGACGACAUCCCCAACCGUGGCGAUGACGUCAACCGCGAUGACAUCCGCAACCGCGAUGACGUCAACCGCGAUGGCAUCCCCUUCCGUGCCAAUGUCCCCAACCGUGCCAACGUCCCCAACCGCGAUGACGUCUUCAACCGUGGUGACGUCCCCAACCGCAACGACGUCAACCGUGAUGACGUCUUCAACCGCGUCCCCAACCGCGCCAACGUCCCCAACCGCGAAGACGCCCCCAGCCGCGCCGCCGUUCCCCCGCUGGCCCAGGAGCUGGCGGAGGCGGUGCGGCCGGCGGAUGAAGAUGAGGAUGAGGAUGACGAGGAGGCGGCGCCGGACGCGCCGCUGGACCCGGGCACCAUCGACCAACUGAUCGAGCUCUCGAGCCGCCUGCACCUGCCGGCCGACGACGUGGUCGACAUCAUCCGCGACGUGGAGCAGAAGCGCAAGGAGGAGGCGGCGGCGGCCAUGGCGGUGGCGGGGGGGGCCCUGGGAUUGGCCCCCCCCGACGAUGACGUCACCGAUGACGACGACGAUGACGUCAUCCCCGCCCAAAGCCGGCACCGCGGCGGUGGGGGUGGCGGCGGCGGAGGCGCGCCGACGUUGUUUCGGCCCCCGCGGUUGAGGAGUUAUCGGCGGGGGGGGGGCUCAAGGGGGUAGGUGCCCCCCCCAUAAUGGUUGCCCCCCCCCCCCCAAUAAGGGGACCCCCAAAUGUGUGACCCCCACCCCAAAAUACCCCCAAGGUGCUCCACGAGCCCCCCCUCCCAGUUCCCCCAGUCCCAGAGCCCUCUUCCCAGUCCAAGACUCCCCCCAUUUCCCAGUUCCUCCAGUCCCUGACACCCCCCAUUUCCCUCUCCCAGUUCUCCCAGUUUCCCCAAUUCCCGACUCCCCGCUCCAGCUCCCAGUCUCCCCAGUUCCCCCUCCCAGUUCUCCCAGUACCCCCCCCAUGUAAAUAGCCCCCACCACAACUUUUGCUAACGAAUAAAAGCGACUAUUUUAGUA
Molecule: messenger RNA, 2238 nt
Organism: Cygnus olor (mute swan)
Lineage: Eukaryota; Metazoa; Chordata; Aves; Anseriformes; Anatidae
Gene: VGF
Product: VGF nerve growth factor inducible
Exons: 2
Molecular function (GO): neuropeptide hormone activity
Source: RefSeq, a predicted model, not a curated record